CGGGAGCCAGUAGCCUCCUCCCUCUGCUCAUCGUCAACACUCGUACGCCUCUCGCAGCUCAGGGUUCUGCCACUACAAGAAGGCUUCUACUUCUCUCCUUCCGGCUUACAAUAUUCUUCUCCUUGCCCUAGGUUUUGACAAACGUGAACGAUAUCUCCAACAAGCCUCAGGUAGGCUGGUUGGAUCACGGCCUCAUUCUCUGCUGUUAUCUUCUCUCAUAUCCUUUCCUAUAUCAUCUCCUUCGCCGGACAUCCAAACUUGUCUCAGCAUAUCAUAUCUCUUUCAACUCACUUUUCACACGCCAUCCGGCCUCACUCAAUCACAGCGGGCACACACGGUCACUCACUCAUGCAUCACUGGUUAGCCGAGUAUCGUCUUGCUCAGCGCCGGUUGACACUCAACUGAUCGAAUUCCUUCUCCCUCAUUGAGACAUCUGCAGAGACAGGAGAUAGCAGAACAUGGACAACCUCACGCCACCGCCCACUCUCAAUGGAGAUGUGCCAGAUCAAGAAGGCCACUGUACGAACUCGCAGUGUACCCGCGAUCGUGGCAUUCUGGAAGGCCUGAACAACACUCUCCGAGCAGAAAAGGCUGCCCUCGAAACAGAGAAUACCGAGUUACGGGCAGAAAUUGCACGGUUGCGGGCAAGGUCUUCAAAGCACACCCAAAGAACCUGGCCACGAAUGUUACGCCAAUACCUGCUAACCGGAGACCCGUCAUGGGAUGAGGUAUGCAGACAAUGUAACAAGGAGGAGAAUAUGAGCGUCAAUGUCAAAUGGCACCAUCCAGACAUCAAAUUCGUCACGCCAGAGGAAGGAGAUGCGGCGGUUCCGGACCUACUUGGACCCGUCGACAACAGACAGUUCAACUUCAACGCCCUCCCGGUUGAAGUCCAAGCCAGAAUCUUUAGACUCUGGUUAUACAAAGAGGGAAACCUCAUCCACGCCAUUUCCCGACUAGACCCCUUCGUCCCAAACGAGGAUUUCCCCGAGGAAGCGGCCCUCAGAAAACGAAGUGGCCUCAAACACACCUUUUUCUAUGGAGAGCGAAACUGCAGUAUCACUCACAGCGGCCAACCCCCCAACUCCCUCCUCCGCAUCCUCCUCGUCUGCCGUCGCUUCUACUUCAUCGGCAUUCACUGCUUCUACGGCCUCAACACCUUCGCCUUCUCCAGCCUCGGCGAGUUCCUCCGCUUCUGUCAAGGGAUUGGUCCGGCCCGCGUCGACCGCCUCCAGCACCUCGAAAUUACCUUAACCGGUAAUCAAUACCUGACCGUUCCUUUGGACGAAAAGGGCCGUAUCCCUUACUCCCGGCGGACCUUCCCCCUCAGCUUUCUGCCGGACUGUCAUCGUCUUAGGACCCUGGUGAUCCACGUCGACGAAAGCAGCAGCCAUUACAGCCGUCGCCGAUAUGAAACCCGGGCUAUCAAGGAGUUCAUGGACGGCAAAACGGCUGGCCAGCCUAACCAGCGCAAACUUCGCGCUCUCCGCUGCAUUCAGGGCAUAGACUUCAUCUAUGCCCUCCGCGGCCUGGAAUGGAUUCGGUUUUACGACCUUCACAAGGCUAUCAUAUCUGGGACUGCUACCCGUGAGCCCGUGGCGGACUGGUCAUUCGUGGAGGACGUUACGAAUACUGCUACUAUGCAGAAAGUGGCCAGCCGUCGGGAAAGCUCAAAGCUAGAGAAUCUGCAGCCUCUUUUCAGUAACAAUGACCACCAGCAAGAGGCUUGGAACCCCGGCCGGGCAGAUUGGGAGCUGGUCAAAAGCUUUUAUAUCGACAAUGGUGGCAUACGGUCGUAUGACCAGUUAAGACAGGAUGGGUUCCCUCAUGAUGCUGACAUCUUGUCGCGUAUGAGUGCUAGUAGUGGUCCAAGACAGGGGCAUUCUUCGAAUUCGGGAAGCUCGAGUUCUUCGAGCUCAAGUUCUUCUGGUGGACCGCAUCAUGGUCGUGGAGGUCCGGCAAUUCGGGGACGAGGGGACCGGGGAAAAGCUGCUGCCGCCCGACGUGGUCAGGUUGCCAGGGGAAACGCGAGCAGAGGCCGUGGAGGUCAAGGUGCCUCCGGCAGAGGUCGUGGAGGUUGUUUCGCCAACGUCAACGUCAACGCAGCGCGCAGCAACCCUACACCGUCCCCGAGUAUACCCGUCGACCAUGACACCUCAAUGUCAUCCGGUUCCUCCGACUCGGAUUCGGAUUCGGAUGAUUCCCAAGGCAUGGCCAUGAGUGCCGCGGGAGGAUCCAUUGCCGAUGCCAUCGAUCUCAGUGAUUCCGAUUCUGACACAGAGACCGACUCACCACAUACCGGAAGCGCGGCCGGUAGUAUCUUAAUCGAACUCUUAUCUGAUUCAGAGUCCGACUCAGAGGAGGAUAGCCUCUUUGUCAGCCAACACAAUCACAACCAUCACCAUCACCACCGCGACCCCAGCCGCAGCCGCCACGGCAGCAGCAGCACAGGCGACGCAGCAACCCCGAUGCUCAUCGACGACGACGCCGACGACGGCGACCACCACCACAACCACCAUCAUCACCAGGCCCCAAGCACCACCGCCUCCGUCCCCGUCCGCCUCCACUCCCUAACCCCCAUGGGUUUCAUGACUCCCAGUCUCAUGGACAGAGGCAUCUCCGUCCCAGCGAACCUUCCAUUCUUAGGUCCCCCAAGCUUCGCUUCGUUGCUUAACAUCCAACCAGCGUCGGCGGCGGGGGCUAGGUACCUGCCUCCUAACAACGCAGCUGCUUUGGAGUCUGCGGCUGCAGGUGUGGCUGCUUCGAGGAGGGGUUCUAUGUCGAUGUCUAUGUCAAUGUCUAGGUCGGUUUCCAGGUCGGUUUCCAGGGCUGGGUCGUUCGCAAGUGCGAAUGGGGGUGGGAGUGGAAGUGGGAGUCGAGCGGGGACGGCUUCUAGUUGUGGACGAUCAUUGGCACGGUUGUCGGUAAGGUCAGGGAGUUCGGGAUCAUCGGGGUCUUCAGGGUUGUUUGUCAGCCAGAGGCAGAGACAGAGGCAGUCGGGAGGUACAAGUGAGAGGGAUAGUGUUGAUUUGACGAAUGCUGAUGAGGAUGACGAACACGCUGAAGAUGAUGAGCAUGGGACAAGUGGUGGAAGUGGAAGUGGACAUGGAGAUGGGGAGUUGAUGACGAUCGAGGAGGAGAAGGGUGACGAGAAUGGGAAUGACAGAGAGGGUCAGGAUAGUGGCUAUGAAGGAGCGGAUGAUAGCGAUGUCGAGAUGGUUGAUUCGGUUUGAGGUCGGUGAGACGCUGGAGGACGGGGCUGAACCAGUUCAAGUGAACUUGCGAUGUCUUUACCCUGGAGCGAUAUGCAUGUUUGGUGUUGGGGUAGGCGUUGGUGGUCGAUAUC
This is a messenger RNA of Neurospora tetraspora, 3346 nucleotides long. RefSeq lists its product as uncharacterized. NCBI's taxonomy places the organism in Eukaryota, Fungi, Ascomycota, Sordariomycetes, Sordariales, Sordariaceae. The record is from RefSeq and is a predicted model, not a curated record. The transcript has 2 exons. The coding region runs from base 459 to 3233 and encodes 924 amino acids.